AAAUGUUUUACGAAUAACUAUACAGCAAUUUCAAUUUCACAUGUAACUGUGGAUCUGUCACCAAAUGCAAACAAGCGUUCACAAGAUUAUGCUACAAAGCAAUAUCAGUUUGAGCCCACACUGCAUGUCCAGAAUAGUUGCUAGCUGAAUUUAAAAUUAUUUUUGGGAACUUGAUCCCCAACACACACACACACACACACACACACACAAAGGAACUUUUGUCUGUCAGAACCCACAUGAAGAUUUUAAGUCACAUCUGUGAACGUACUACUCUCAGCAUUCACUUUCGCAGACUUCUAACUUUCUUUUAAAAAUAUGAACCUGGAGGGCCCAAAACAAACUAGGAUGUACCAUGUCAGUCAUGACAGGGGUCAACGAUAAACUUUUGAGCAACGUACGUGACGAGUAAAAACAACAACAACAACAAAUUAAACGAAUUUUGGUGGAUCUAUUGCUCAGUUGUCUGUUUCAUUCGUGUGGAAAAUAAAAAUACGGCAUUGUUAUGGGUAUUUCGUGUCAACUUUGAGUGUAUAAAAACGAGCCGACCCCUUCGAGUAGAGAAGUCCACUGAGCAGCGAAUGGACGAGCCAAACAUUCGCAGCGAGGAGGCAGAGAUUAGCGACCGAGAGCUAAAGGCGGCGUGACAGGCAGUUCAGUUUGUCGGACCUUUAUUCUCUCCGGAAAACGAUGUGACAAUGCUAGCCGAGAGGACGAGCUCGGCGGCGAAAGGCAGGCGCACACAACGGCCAACUUCGGUUGUUUGACAAGCGGGGUAGAGAGCGGCGCACGCCAUGGCAACUCAGCCGAGCAUAUAUGAUGAAGAAAGGAAUCGUCUCCGCCUCCAAGCCUGGGAACAGAGGAACCAAGAAACCAGUCAAGCCAAAGAACUUGGUGCUGGGAAUGUGCCGCUUUUCGGGCAGCCAUAUAAAACAAACAAAGGCGAUGAGCUUUCCAACAGGAUCCAGAGAAUGCUGGGCAGCUAUGAAGAUGUGAACAAUCCAACAGAGCCUUCAGCAGUUCCUGCAGACUUCACACAGUCUGAUCGAGGGCAGCCAAACUCUGAUAGGCCCGGCAAACCUCUCGUCCAAAACCUGGCCCAUCACAUAUCCUGCCAAAACCUCCCAAGUAGUAGUUACCCCUUUCAGAUGAUGAGAGACAUCCCCCCUUCAUCCCCAAACAGCCAUGGAAGCUCACUCAGUAUGCCAAAGGCUUCACUGGAUCAUCAGAAGAAGGUUGAAACUUUGUCAGAUCUCAGGGAGGAUGCUAGCAGUUCUCAGGAAAGGUCUGCUCAGUGUCUGGAUGUCAAGCAGAUACCUUUCCUACAUUCCAGUGCGCCCAAAAGUGCUAAAGACACCUCCGAUUCACAUCAGGAGUCCAUAGAACCCUCCUCCACUGCCACAACGGUGGACUUUUCUGUGUUUAACCUCAGGCAGUCUCCAGCGGACGCUUCUCUGCAUCAGGCCGGCAAAAGCAGCAACUCCCUCCUCUCGCAGAAUUUCCCACCUCUCUCCUCGUCCAAGCCGCCCAGUGUUGUCAUGAUGCAGAAGCCCACGGCGUAUGUGAGGCCUAUGGACGGUCAGGACCAGCUAUUCACCGGCUCGCCGGAGUUGAAACCUUCGCCCGAGCCACAUGUACCUCUGCAGGAGAUCCACAAGGCCCACCAUGCAAAGGCAAUAAUGUUUCCUCAGUAUCUGGAGACAAACGCAAAUGAAGCAGUGUGUGUGGAAGACAUCUUGAAGGAGAUGACUCACUCCUGGCCCCCCCUCUUGUCAGCCAUGCACAUCCUUAACUCUGACUCAUCCCCAACCAAGGAAGCAGAGCAAGUACCUUCAUGUCCAGGAGGACAAAAAAGCCACCACCGCUCUCCUGGAGAUCCUCGCCAUCUCGACCUGCAAAGCUCCAAAUUAUUUUCGCACAAAGAGGCUCAUUCCAGUGGUGUGGAGUCGGCGAGCUCCAGUGACUCUGACAGCAGCUCCAGAUCUGAGUCGGAUGCCGAAAGCAUUGUCGAUGAGCCUUGUGGAUUGAUAACGAGCAACAAAACUGAGCUUGAUGCUGCGCCAGCGUGUGGCAACUGGCAGUUGGGCAACUGGAUCCGGUCCAGCCAAACGAACUCCGGCAAUGAGACCCAAGGUGGAUCCAACGUCGUCUGCGAGAAACAUGCUCGCAACCCGCCGCACGGCUCCGAACACCUUACUGAGGAAGCAACCCAGUCAACGCAGCAAAGCGGAAACCUGCCAGAAGUGCAGCCCUGUGGCGAGAGUUCUCAUGAGAGCGGCAGUUCCGGGAAGCACGGUGCGCGCAAACCGCAGAAGGGUUAUGUGAAAUGUGAGGACACUUUAGCAGGAAAAGUACCCCCUCUCUCAGACAGACCCAUGGUCAAAACGAAAACGGAACACUUGAAUAACGUUAGCAGUGACUCUAAGAGUAAAAGGACUUUUAAGAUAGCGGAGGUGCAGAAGAAUGAAUCCAGGCCCGAGGUGGUCCAACGUGACGCUCUGUGUCCGUCAUGUCCCCACCACUGCUCUUGCCAUAUUUCCAGCCAAACUCCCAUGUUAAAAAUCAGCAGUAGCAAAGCCAAUGUGGAAAUCGUACAACAGGCCAAAACCAUUCCCAAAGUAGAGUCCGUCACAACCCACAAGUCCUGCAAGAACUCUGGGCAUGUCCCUAAAUCUCAGGACAUCUGCGCUAGGCCUGCUGGAUGCUUACUAGUAAAGAUCGACCUCAGUCUGCUCUCAGGAGUCCCUAAGGGGACACCCGGGAAGGCAGGGACCUGGAAACCCCCUAAAGCCAGCAAGAAGACUCUACCUCAAACCAUGGACAUGGACGACAAGACUCUUCCCAGAAAAAAGCAGAAACUGGAGAAAAAGAGGACUUCAUCCAAUAAGGACUCUUCUGUGAAAGUGGAGGGUUGUGCCACCCAACCAGAUGAGCCACAGCACAAGAUGACCAAGAAAAAGCAGGUAUACUUGCAGAAGCCCCCAAAAGACUCUGGUGAAGACCAGAAGGGGCACAAAGGAUCUCGUGUGGAGCCUCAUAAGGACGCCCCCAAGAGCAAAGACUCCUCCAAGAACAAAAGCAGCCACGCAAAGCACAUGCACGCGGACAAGCAGAAGCAGUCGUCGGCCUCACGACCCCCCAAGGAAGUAGUGACCUCCAGACCCUUGCUAAGAUCUGAAGACAGGCAGUAUCCAGUGAAGCACUACAUCAAGGAGGCCAAACGACUGAAGCACAAAGCAGAUGCUGAGUCAGAUAAACGCAGCAAAGCGUUCAACUACCUGGACGCCGCUAUGUUUUUUGUGGAGAGUGGCAUCGCCAUGGAGAAGGACCCGCAGAUUUCUAUGUCUUCCUACACCAUGUUUGCUGAGACGGUGGAGCUCCUCAAGUUUGUCCUGAAGCUUAAGAACUCUGCAGACAUGACUGCCCCCCCCUCAGACAAGGACUUUGUAGCAUUAUGUCUGAAGUGCCAGUCUCUCCUGCAGAUGGCGAUGUUUCGCCAUAAGCACAAAACUGCGCUCAAGUACUCAAAGAUGCUCACUGACCACUUCAAUAAUCCUGCACUUGAGUCUUCUAUCUGCGCCACAAAAGGCCCGAACACGCCGUCCCCUAUGGUCGGCAUCCCGUCCCCAGCCUGUGGCAGUGGGAACACCGUGGCCGUUCCAGUCGCCGUGGAGCAGGUGGCGCUUUCCUAUGUCAACAUCACCACGUUAUUCCUGAGCGCUCACGAACUGUGGGAGCAGGCGGACCAGAUGGCGGGCAAAGGCAGCGGUCUUGUGGCAGAGCUGGAUGCCGUGGUGGGCCCGCUGAGCCUGACUUCUAGCGUGCGCUCCAUGGUGCAUUACACCCAACAAGGCGUGGCGUGGCUGCGACUAGACAGCUCAAAAACCCAAAUGAACGUCCACUGAAGGUACCCAAAGCCCCAUGCUCGAACCCCGGUGUGUGGGUCACGUGCUGAAGGAGGACUAGAACUGUGGCUUAAGUGGAUUCAGCAGUGAGUUAAUAAAAUAAAUUGCACUUAUUAGAAAGCAGGUUGGAAUGCCCCCAGAUCAGGCCAAGUCAUAUACAAUUGCUUUUUAAAUAGGAACAUGGCUGUGAUUGAUUAUUAUCACAGCUUUUUGUUGUCCUGAUACUUCUAUGACCUGGACAUUCACCUAUACAGGUUUCCCUCACCUAAUCGCGAUUCACUACUCACAAAUUCACCUAUUAUAGAUGUAGUUGUUAUUUGCGGAAAAACUUGCCUAUUAGAUGUUUUUGGUCUCUUUCUGAAACGCACGAACACAAGAUGGCACCAAAACUCUGUAUAAUAGAAAAGUAGUGCUUUGGUGCUAUCUUGUGGCAUCUUGCAGCGACAGAGCUAUGUUGAACUGAAGGGAGGAGCUUCUGUUAGACUUCCAAAGCACUGUCUGAUAGAAAAGUAGUGCUUUGGUGCCAUACUUUUGCAUCUGUAGGCAAUUAUGAACCACGAGCAAUAUAAAGUUUGGUGUCAACCUCAUCCUGCAUUGGUAUCCUUACACAGGACAGCGAGCCAGGAAAAGGUCCAAAAAAGCAGACUUACAUGGCUGGUAUGUAAGGGGUUUCAGGGGCCUCUGAUACUGUGUGUGAAGUCUGCAAAUUUUUUUGGUCAACUUCAACUCGCUAUUCGAGCCAUGCCACAAAUAGCUUAAAUCUACAAGUAAUUGCAUGUAGAUGCCGUAAGAUGGCGCCAAAUGACUACUUUUCAAAUAGACAGGGCUUUGGCCGGUCUAAUAGCUCUUUCCUUCACUUGAACAUAGUUCCUUGACACCAAGAUGCUACAAAUUUGCAGCAAAGCUCUAACUACUUUCUUUGUGAGCAGGGCUUUUCAGAAAAAGCACAGAAACAGUCAAUAGGUGAGUUUGUUAGCCAAUAAAGAGAGGCUCCAAAAUCAAAUUCGCCAAUAGGAAGGGGUCACUGUUAUGACAUCACCACUUGCUUAGAAAGACCAAGUUAGUCUUUUUUUUUUUUUUUUUUUUCACUGUUGUCCAGUACAAUUAAUGGCAUCAUGGUGAAGAGCAAGCACAAGGUAAAGUGCCUUUAUUCUCUCAGCUUUUUCCUAGUGACAAGGACAACUUUCAUAGUACAAUUGCCAAUCAUGUUUUUGAGCACACUUUAUUUUUUAUAAUUUAUUGUUAAUAUAUAUAUUUCUUGUACAAACCGUGCACUUUCCCUUUGAGUUUAGAUGAGGAAACCAUUGGAGCCCCAGAGGCAGAUGUCUUUUUCACAGGGCUUCCCCCCCACCCCUUUUUUUAGGUACACUAGCUGAAAAAAAGUGUUGAGUUGGGAUAAUAGCAAGAUUGAGUCACGUUUCAGUUGACAUGGGAGUACAUCAAACAAAAAGUACUUAACUUUCAAACAGCACCAAGUGCUUGCCUUCGCUUGAUUUAUUUUCAUUUUUUUUAAUUAUGAAGCUUUUGUUGGUGCAUCACUGAGGAUUUUGUUUGGACCUGUGCAUUUAAAAAAAAAAAAAAAAAAAAAAAAAUCACGUUUUGUGGGGGGAGAAAUUCACCCCACUUGGUUUCGAUAGUUUAUUCAGUUGGUGUGUGUAGUUUGAAUGAUGAAAGCAAAGAGGAAUGGUUUAAAAAUCUUUAUUUCCCCACCAAAAAUUUAAAAGAAAAAUUACAUGAAAGUGUCACAGCUUGCCCUCGGGGAUUAUCUCUCCUACCAUCGGUGUAGUUUUUUUCCAACCUGCGGCAAACGUUAACGAGUGACUCUGCAAUGGAUUUACACUUCUUUGUCAGAUGAUAAUCAUGACUAUGCGAAUGUACUGGAAGGUGGGAAUGUUUUUGGAUUUUGUGGAAUAUCUCGAGAUUUUCUGUUGCAGUGUACAGAGAAAAAUAAAUGCUGGAAAUGAA
This is a messenger RNA of Phyllopteryx taeniolatus (common seadragon), 5867 nucleotides long. RefSeq names its product AF4/FMR2 family member 1-like. Gene Ontology annotation, cellular component: super elongation complex; nucleus. Gene Ontology annotation, biological process: regulation of gene expression. The record is from RefSeq and is a predicted model, not a curated record. The transcript has 19 exons. Lineage: Eukaryota; Metazoa; Chordata; Actinopteri; Syngnathiformes; Syngnathidae. The coding region runs from base 792 to 3902 and encodes 1036 amino acids.